Molecule: messenger RNA, 6861 nt
Organism: Talpa occidentalis (Iberian mole)
Lineage: Eukaryota; Metazoa; Chordata; Mammalia; Eulipotyphla; Talpidae
Gene: MAPK1IP1L
Product: mitogen-activated protein kinase 1 interacting protein 1 like
Exons: 4
Coding region: 132-866 (244 amino acids)
Source: RefSeq, a predicted model, not a curated record
GAGCCGCGCGCUGCUGGUCCCGGUGCUGCCGCCGCCGUCUCGCUGCGGUCAGUCGGCGCCCGCUCUCCUCGUCAGUGCGCUGUGUCCUCGGACCCAUCGCCGCCCCCUCACCUCGCUGCGGGCUCGGGAAAAUGUCUGAAGAAUUUUCAUUGGCAGAUGCGCUACCUGACCACUCCCCUGCCAAAACCUCUGCUGUGAGCAAUACAAAACCUGGCCAACCUCCUCAAGGCUGGCCAGGUUCCAACCCUUGGAAUAACCCAAGUGCUCCACCUUCUGUGCCAUCUGGACUCCCACCAAGUGCAACACCCUCCACUGUGCCUUUUGGACCAGCACCAACAGGAAUGUAUCCCUCUGUGCCUCCCACCGGACCACCUCCAGGACCCCCAGCACCCUUUCCUCCUUCUGGACCAUCAUGCCCCCCACCCGGUGGUCCUUAUCCAGCCCCAGCUGUGCCAGGCCCUGGCCCUGCAGGGCCAUAUCCUACACCAAAUAUGCCCUUUCCAGAGCUUCCAAGACCAUAUGGUGCACCCACAGAUCCAUCUGCAGCUGGUCCUUUAGGUCCGUGGGGAUCAAUGUCUUCUGGACCAUGGGCACCAGGAAUGGGAGGGCAGUACCCUACCCCUAAUAUGCCAUAUCCAUCUCCAGGGCCAUAUCCUGCUCCUCCUCCCCAGGCACCAGGGACAGCACCACCUGUUCCAUGGGGCACUGUUCCUCCAGGAGCCUGGGGACCACCAGCACCAUAUCCUGGGCCCGCAGGAUCAUAUCCCACACCAGGACUCUAUCCCACUCCAAAUAAUCCUUUCCAAGUGCCUUCAGGACCUUCUGGUGCUCCACCGAUGCCUGGCGGCCCCCAUUCUUACCAUUAAGUUAACAGUGGAUGAAGAGAUGACGCUUUGCUUUUUGAAGUACAUAUAUAUGCAUAUGAGUGCAUAUAUAAAAAUUGCUGGUUUCACUAUUAGAGGGCAUUCAUGAAAGAACAACCUUGCACUUCUCAGAGAAGAUAUCUGCCUCUUGUACUUGGAUGCAUAGUACAUCAGAUGGAUACAGUCAGUUAAAAAUGUAAAAGUAAAUCAUUCACAUGUAAUUUUUCAUUGGUUUUUAUGAAGUUAAAGUGAUUAAGUAUAUUGAAUAGCUCUUUGAUACAAUUUGUUUAAAACAAUUAUUUGACUUGUUUAAAUUAUGAAGUUACACACUUAAAAAUCUAAGGUGAUGUGGAUUAUUGUUAAAAUCUACAACUUGAUUGGGAAAUUAUUUGAAGUAUUUUUCUAUAAUCACUGUUCCCUAAAUAAACACUUGAAAACAAUCAUAUUGUCAUAAUUUAAACAAAUGAUGCCUCUCAACAUCUUGAGCUGCUUUAACUUAGGAUAAAUAAACCUGGUUCUCUUGAGGUUAUAUUUUGAGUAUACAUUUUUAAAUUCUUGGUGAUUAUUGUCAGAUGAUACCUUCAUUAGCCCAGGCAGUGUUCAUUUUUUUCUUUGUACAAAAACCUUUUGUGGUUUUUUUUUGAGUUCUACCUAAUUUGUUUUAUAUUUAGCAGGAUGGGUCAUACAGCUCUAGAAUCUGCCAUUUACGGAAAAUAAUGUUUUGUUUUUUAAUGCAGGCCAACAAGUAUGUGAAUGAUAUUCUUAGAGAUUGCUUUCAAACGGAUUACGAGAUGUCCAUAUUGCUUUGGAGGAGCUCAGAGAAGGAAUUCUCUUCUUUGUCUUGAACCUCAAAUUAGAGGAAACCCUGGGAAUUGCUUCAUAGUGACAAGUAAUUUGCAUUCCCACAAAACACUACCCAGACCAUUCCCUGUAGCCUGCUCCUUCCUUCUUUAGAAGAAAUACAUCCCUAAUUUCUCUCCUGGUUCUGAAAACUGGCACACUCUGGGAGUCUGUCGUAACACAUGUAGCAGUUCUGUUUGGAGAACCUUAGUCAUACAGCCAUGACUGCUCUCUUUGUACAAGUGCCAUCAAAGUAUGCAUCACAGUCUGGUCAAGCUGUGUCAUUGUCUCCUUCAUAGUUUCCUGGGUCUGUGCGUAAAGUGCUUAUGGCUAACACUUCAGUUCUGUUUGUUGACAGGUAAAUAAAUAGAAUUGAGUGCCUCCUUAAAAAGUACUCUCUAACACUGAAAACAGUAGUGUAGAUUUCUGCAGCUGAGUUUAAAGCAAUGUGACUAUUACUUAAUUCAGGAUUGUUUGUAACCUCCAAAAUAGCCCAAGGAGCUUCUUUGCCCCUUCUCUUUAAAUCAGACUUUUAGGUUUGGGAUAGAAUUAACCAUGUUAUUUGUUAAAUAACAUUUAACUUUGAAUGUAUGCAUUUGGGUUAUAAAAUAUAUUACUAAUUUCUUGACCAGUAUGAGAGAGAUUUAUCCUAGAGCUCUUGUUUUUGCAGAGAAAUAAAAGAUGUAGUGGUUUAUUUUUCUUAGAGUUAAAAUGUCAAUGCCAAAUGCCACCAACUUAAUGGUUUGAUAGCUACCUCCUUUUAAGAAAGCAAGAUGGUCACCCUUGAGAAGAACCUUGUUUUUAAGCUUCCCUUUUAAAUAGAUAAAAAAUUCAAAUUUUCAGAAUUGAAACUAAUUUGUUUAGAUAUUUCAGACUGGGUGAUGUAGUUAGACACCUCUUACGUGUUGGCACAAGUGGUCCUUUUUUUUUCUUUCAUUUCCUUGCCAAGGAUAAGUGGCAGCCCUCUACAGUUUUCUUGGAAUUUAUCAUCAAAGCAGCCUCUAGUUUAAAAGGCAGGUAGCCUUAAGGUAUCGUAGUUUAAAUUACCAGUCAGUAUCAAAACACCAGCUUUCUCUAAGGGUUAAUAUGAUAGGAAAAGUGAUGGCAGCAAAGAUCUCUCUCCUUAUGGUUAUUUCAGUUGUCCUUUUUUGGGAUAAGUUAACUACUCUGGCUUUAAAUGUGUUAUGACACUACAGAAGAUAAUGUUUAACGAAAGGAGAGUUAGCAAGUUUAGGAAUCUAAUUCUGGAGUCCAUUGAUUUUCAGAGAAAAUCUUUUGCCAAAGGACAUAUGGCUUGGAAUUAUUUCUCCCAGUAAGUUUAUUGACUGUGAAGUGACACUUACUCCUCAGCAUGCCCUGGAUGAUGCUGUCUUUCUAACCUUCACUUUUCUUUGCUUCUCAAGGAUUUUUCAUUUUAUAGUUGGGAUUUUUUUUUUUUUUUUAAAUGUAAGACUGGAAACUGAGGGGAAAUAGAAUUUGCCUUUAUUUUCUUUUUCAUUCUCUAGGGUACCAUUUCUGAAAUAAAUUAGAGGUGAAGGGAGUCUCAGUUCUUUGUAUGCUAGGUCAAAAAAGCAUUUUAGUUUCAGAGUGGAGCUAAGAAAUGUAGAAAUUGUUUCACUGGAGGCCUAGGGGAAACAUCGAGAAAGGUUAUUUUCUCCUUAUGAGGAAAUGUUGCUUUCAAAACAAGUCACGCUAAGCUGAGAUUGGUUUAUGGAAGACAUUGUUAGGGAGCCUGUUGGGUUUUAAGGGCAUGCAAUGUCUGGAAUAUGUUGGCACUUGGACUUUAAGGGCAAGAAUUUUAAAAUAAAAUUGAUGGAGAUAGUUGAGAUGUGUUGAGAAGUAGUGUUUAUGGUAUAGGCUCUUAGAUUUUGAAAUGUUGAACCAGGAAACCAUGAAAAACUAAAAUAAAGACCUUAGGUCCUCAUUCACACACUCAGUUCUCAAGAAUCGUGUCCUUUUAAGAAGUGCUUAAAAUACUUUGGCUGGUCUAUCUGGACUCAGUCUGAUACCUUUUCAUGCUUUUGAAGAUGGCUGUUUCUAUCUCUUACCUCACAGCACUGUUUGUGUACAUAAUGUGUUAGUUAUUCAGGACUAGACAGUACAUAGUUUAAUUAUCCAAGGGCCUGCUUCCUUUUAUAUCAGUUUUACUGUUUUUUGUUUUCAGGAGAAAAUAAUAGGGCAGAGAAAAAGAGGUGAAUUUUUGGCUUUGGUUGGUCACACCACUGCAAUGGACUAUUGGAAUGUUUUUUAGGAAAGAAGUCAGUUUUGCCCAUCAUAUUUUACCUCACAAAUAAUUAAUGCUACCUAUUGUACUCAAAUGCACAGCUUUUAAAACUUUUUGUGUAGAUGAAAAUAACGCUACGCAAAGUUUCCAUUAAAAUACUGUGCCCAGUUUGCAUAAAAAUCAGUUGCCGACACUUGUAUAUGAUUAGUGCCAAUGUCUUCCUUCCUCACUGUGAAUAAUCUAGUUCUAAUUUUAUAAAAUGGGAGGGUUAUAAACCCUGGACAUUAAACCUAAGUACAGACCUUCGAAUAUUAAAGUUUUUGAAAACCAUAGGCUAAAUUCAGAUGAAUCACUGAUAACACUGUUCUGUGCAUAGAAAGUGGUGGGAGGCUUUCUGGGAAGGAGACAAUUUAAACUUAAUAAGCAAUACUUAGUGUUGAAGACAGACAAUAUUCAUUUCCAGAAUUCUGCCAAGUAAAACAAAAAUUGCCAAUAAAGUAGUAUUAAAGAAGUGCCAUGCACGCUUCUGGCUAUAGAAAACGUAUGAGGAAGGCAUUCAUUUCACCAACACACGUCCUGAUCCAGGUACUUUGCUGGGUGCCAGAGAGACAAAGAUGAGAGUGAAGGCCUGUCCUGGAGAAUCCCGCCUCCUGGGGUGGCAUUGCAGAAUUCAUUAUUAGUUUACCUAGUAUUGCUGCUGGUAGAAGUUACAGACCAGCUUUGGGUAUUUAAAGGGCAAAGUAUGGUCUACCUAAAUUAAUGUUUUUCAAUAUUGUAGUGUUUGUCAGUGCAACAAUUCAAGUCUGCAAAGCAAUGGAUGUUUUUCCUCUACUUUUCCCCUGGGUAAGGGCACUUUUACUGCCUGUCACUGUUUAGCAGAUACUGAUUUGUUGCCAUUAAGUAAACUUGACUUUUAUGUGUGCUCUAUAAAAGUAUUUUGCAUUUUUUUCCUUGGUAUUGUGAUAUUUUUCAUUGACUUAAUAAUGACUAAUGUAUGUAAUUGUCUAUGCAUUUUAAGUUAAACUGCCUAAAAUGUGAUUUAAGACAUAUACAUUUGUUUGUAUUAUGAACUAUAAGCAAUCUGAGAUGUUGGGUUUUAUCACCUGCUGCUGUAUUUGUAAACAAAGACAAAUAUUGCUUUAAGAAGUAAUUAUAAUUAGGAAUAGCCUAUGGAUGUGAUACUCAAUAUUUUUAAAGAUAAAAGUUGUUUGCUUCUGUGUAUUACACCUGAAAACUUUUUAAAAAUGUAUUUUCAUGGUUUCAUUGGUUUUCCAUGUAUUUUAUUCUCUAGGCCCAAUGUUAGGCUUCUCCGAGCAAGUCUUGACCCUAGUUUACCACAAAUUUGUUGUCAUAAAGAAAGAAAAAAAGGACCAAAGAUGCCCUUCUCUCUAUAACCUGCUUUCCCAAUUUAAGUAGCUGCCUGGAAACAGCCCCUUCUCCACAGACCUCCUUUCAGCAACCCAGGGUCCUUUGUGAGGAUUUCCUCUAUUCCCUUCAAGGCUGUUAUUCUUUGUAACCAGGUUGUCUGUAUACAUGAAGUUAUAUAGAGGGCAACCCUCUCUGCCCUUGCUGCCACCACCCUCUCUUUUGUGAAAGCUAGAUUUACUCAACGUAAUUGUUAUUCAUUAGUGAGGGUCAUGUUAUUAAACUUGGUAUGGUUUGCCAUUUCCUUUCCAUAGGGAGUUAUACUAGCAUUUCUUGAAACCCCAGUGUGUGUGGAGCUAUGAUGAAUGAGUAAUUUUCAGUAUAUUCUAUUUUUGAAAGAAAUUUCUGCUUUUUGGCUUAUAAUUGGAUAAAACUCAACUCUAAGUUUUUUUGUGUUUGAUGUCUGGUUUCAUAGCCCCUAAAACUACCCACCUAAAAUGAAACUAAAAAUAGGUAAAAUAUAAGACCAUUCUGGAGCAGAGAAUUAUUUCUCCCAUCAUGAAGUAACAUUGCUUAAUGAAAUUUCCAUGUCUGGGCACUCUGCUUCCCAAGCAGGUCUUUUAUUUUUUUAACCACCAUACUAAAACUUAGUAUCUGUCCCAUUGCUACAGAUAGGGAAGGCAAAAUAGAAUCCUAAAUUUACUUACUGUUAAAGUCAGCUGGGGCUGCCAUAGCAAAAUACCAGACUGGAUGACUUAGACUUAGCUGGGGAAUUCUGAAUCUAACUGCUGGUCCAUUCAGUUUCCCAGUAAUGACUAUUCCUGACUUCCAGAUCUUGGUGUGUCCUCACACAGUGUAGAGGAAGGAAGCAAGUUCUCUGUUGUUCAUGAGGGCACUAACCCAGUCAUGGCCUCAUCUAAACCUAAUUACCUCAAAGGUCUAAUCUCCAAAUACCAUAUUCUGAGGGUAAGGGUUCAACAUAGGAAUUUGGACACAAUUUACUUCAUAAUCAUUAAGUGAAUUGUUUGGGAGAACAAAGAAAAGUUACUUUUAAGCUUUAAAAAUUAUCAUAGAUGACCAUGUCUUCUAGUCGAGGUUUGCUGAACUCAUAAUCAUGGAUCCACAAGUAAAAUAGAAUCUCGGGUUACCUAGAAUUCUAAGUCAUGCUUAAAGCAUUACUGUCAAUCUAAGAGGGAAUUUGGCAUUUUGUUAAUUUGCUAUGGUCGCAUUUUAUGUUAGGCCUCACUUGUUUUAAAUGAUCUUUUAAACCACCAUUUCUUAAAGAUUAGGUUGGUAGAUUAAUAAGACAGCUUCUUUUAGGCGUAUGAAAUCCUUUUUAAGGAGGUAAGUCCAGGGAGCAACCCACAUCUUUCCUGCCUCGCCCACUGCUCCCCUCAGCAGUGUUCUUAGGUCAGUCUGCCUGUUCUGUUCCCCACUCUGUCUCUGGUGAAUUCUCUCACCACCCCCAUACCUCUGGCCUGUACCCCAGCUCUUGUAUGCAUAAAUUAAUAAAUCUUUAAAAAAAAUAAUAAGGAGGUUGGGCCUCCCCGGUGGCGCAGCGGUUGAGCA